CUUUCGGAUAGUGCCGCUUCCCAAUGUCAUGUGCUCUACUGAUGGCGAGCUGACUUUCCCUCCAUCGACAAACACAACUGCCUUCUGCAUCGCGACCCGUUGAACACUCUCCAUCCAAACGUUCUCGAACAUCUCAGUCGCUCUGCUUUUGGCAUCAAGGGGGGCCGUUUACAAUACUCGAGCUCACUACUGCACCUUAUCGUCAGUCAUUUGGGGGACCCCGUUUGGACCCCACUCCGGCAUCAAGAUUUGUUUACCUGACAACUCAACGACCUACAUUACACCGCUAGAGUCUCUUCAUCACCUGCGAGACAACAACUAUGGAUUCUAUGCGCAGCCUCAACACCUCCCUGCCCGGUACUUCGGCGACGAGGCAGACGGCCCAAAAUGACUCCCCUGAGCAACUCCUCGACGCCUUCAAGGCCGCAGCGCUCUCGGUGACAAAACUUUACAAGACAUCAGCGGCCGCUCAGUCCAAGGCCCGCAUGGAUGGAUACCAGGACUGUCUCGAUGACCUGCUGGCGUUCCUAGACAAGGAGAAAAUUGGCCUGGGCGACGGCGAUGGUUGGAGGGUUCGAAGCUGGGCGACCGAACGCCUGGAUGGGAGGGAAAGUUCGCAAACCGCCGAAAGCGACGAUGAGGUUGAUAAGGCGGAGACUGCUUCGUCCCCGGAGCUCAACAGGACGAACAGUGGCACACAACUAUCAGCGAUGCGGGCCGAAAGCCAGAUGAGGACGGACUCGGCACCCCCUAGCAUCCCUCAGGCCGUGGAAGAAGAGGAGGGACCCGAACCCGUAUCAAUCACGGUGCCGACGGCAGACUCAUUCACCUUUCAAUCCUCGCACCCCUGGCCACCUCAACAACCGCAGCAAGAUGCCUACCUUAACCUCGCGAACCUGGAUCUGUCCGAUUCUCGGACACACGACACCUCAUCGACAAACGCGAACCCCGCAGGCCGUACUACAAGACCACGACACGCGGCAAAUAUCCCUCGCUCGGCGUCAAGGCAAGGGAGCAACCUCGGUCGCGGCGCUGGGUCAAAACGCAAAAUCAAUUUUGCAGAGAUCUUCGACCUCAGCAGCCUGGACAAGAACAUGUUUGGCGGCGGACCGAAGCGCAGCCGGCACACAUAAGAGUCUGUCGCUACGCAACUUCUUCAUUUUCGACAACGGUCAACUAGGAACCAUUCCACUGCACAAGAUCUUGUCUUCAUUGUCUACUACGGUUUCUUCGGACAUGUCUUGACGACGGGAUUGAGCGAGCAUUGACGUACAUCUUCCUGGAGGGCGGGGCAAGGGAGAGGGACGGGAUUAGGAGCAUUAGAAGUGCGUCACGAGAGGCGUUGGUUUGGUUUUAUGAAGGUGCAUGGGCGGUGUUUAGGUUGGGACUGUUUAUUGCGAUGAUGCCAAAUCUGGGACGGCUAGCUAGUCCACGGUCCAUAGCUACACACAUAUCAUUAUCUCCUCAGUCGAACUCCUGGCGGUGUUGGCGGCGAAAUCAAGCCAACCUCCCAACAAAACAGAGGUAAUCGUCACAAGCACAUUUUGUACUGUCGCAAUUUGGUUAUCCGAGUGACGUCUUCCGUCGCGUUAUCGAGAAAGGUUUCGGGUUUCGGAAUUCCAGAUCUUCGGGCGGUUUGUUAUGCAGUAUGCGGUAAUAAAGGAGGACGGAACCUCCAAAACAUGUUUCACCAACUGACAAACACCCGUCGCCGCAAACUUGGGCUCAUCCCAACUCUAGAUCGCCUCUCUCAUCCAAACUACCGCUUUACAGUCUCGCCUCGAGCCCGGGGGGUUCGAAAGUCCCUCAAACCGGCCAACCCCGUUUUUUUUGCUUGCGACUUAAGAGUCAUGGGUGAGUUUGUGCCCCACAUUUCACGUAGAACCUGCCAGAGUCUUCAUGCCCAACCCGCCACCCCCGAUACUUCAUCCAGUCCAACAAAUGGAACUUCUAGAACAACUUCGUGGGCAGCUACACCAUCCAGGGAUGGCUUCAGGAGUAAAGUGAACCCGGAUAGAAGUGCAACCAGCAUUCUACCAUCAAGGUGCUCCGGAUCUAGUUGCUGUUUUAGACCGCCUCAGCACACGGGAAGACCCCUUGCUGGAGACUCCCCACCGAGCACCACGACGGGUAGGGACGAUACCACUACCGAGUCAACGAGUUCCCCUGUUCGCCCCCACAGCACAUGCACACAUUUCGCCGACAACCCAAUUGAAGCCUGACCCAGCCUGUAUAACAGCCUUUGGCUGCGACACAAGAUAUCCACAUUCGAUUCUGACAUUUCUCAAAAUCGUGUCUUC
Colletotrichum destructivum is the source of this 2300-nucleotide messenger RNA. RefSeq lists its product as uncharacterized. The transcript is spliced from 2 exons. The record is from RefSeq and is a predicted model, not a curated record. NCBI's taxonomy places the organism in Eukaryota, Fungi, Ascomycota, Sordariomycetes, Glomerellales, Glomerellaceae. The coding region runs from base 321 to 1133 and encodes 270 amino acids.